This is a messenger RNA of Penicillium brevicompactum, 1521 nucleotides long. RefSeq lists its product as uncharacterized. Gene Ontology annotation, cellular component: nucleus. The coding region runs from base 1 to 1521 and encodes 506 amino acids. The record is from RefSeq and is a predicted model, not a curated record. The transcript is spliced from 4 exons. NCBI's taxonomy places the organism in Eukaryota, Fungi, Ascomycota, Eurotiomycetes, Eurotiales, Aspergillaceae.
AUGCCUCGCGCAAAGAAGUUCCAGCAGGCGUUGCGAUUUGCGCCGAAGGGCGCCGCGGACACCGACCCGGAGGAGCUGACAAAGCCCCGCCGGGCACCUAAACGCAAGGCGACCUCGCCAAUCAUCGUGAGCGACGACGACGAACCGGUUGUCGCUUCUGCGAGAAAGCGAACAAAGCCCGCGCAGUUAGCUCGCACUUCCCCCUCACUAAGCUCCGAGGACGAAAACGAAAUCGUGGCCCCGUCAACCGCCAGAAAGCGCAGAACACGAAACCCCGUUGAUGUCAAGGAAAGUGACGAUUCCGAUCAACCGGUGGCAUCCUCGCCUAUGAAAAGGCUGAGACGUGGUCCAGAAAUUGACAACGCCCAAAUUCCGCAUACACCCCGUCAUACCUCGAAGCAAUCUAAGCUUGAUAUUGAGGAGGAUCUGGUAGAUCUUCAAGAUUCAGUCGUGAAAAACACUCGCACUCGUGGCCGGAACGUUGAAACCGCGCGCGACAAGAGGCUGAAACAACUUGAAGUUUUGCGCCGCAGACGCGCAGGCCUGAAAGAGCAGAGCGAAGACGACGCCGAAGACGACGCCGAAGGAACUUCCGGUUCUGACGUUGAAGAGGUGACGGGCCGCGCUAGCCCUUCUGGCCAAGGUCUCUGGAAGCACCACGACGAAGACAGCGACGUGGAAUCGACCAUAGAUCCAAAUGAGGACCUUGAUCGAUACGAAGACGACUUUGUCUUAAAGGAUGACAAGGAUGAUCUUGGUGUCCCUACUGAGGAGAUUCCAUUUGAAUUCACUCGCCACGCAUACAAGCAACCCAAAGAAUAUUUCCGAGAUGUCAUUGGUUGGAUGGUCCACAACAAACUCAACCCAGCUUUUCCUCGCUCCGAUGCUAUGUAUGAGAUGGCAUUCAUGAAGCUUGAAGACGAAGUCAAGGGUCGAGCUGGAUCACAGCUGAUUUCUUCGGUUUGGACCCCGGGCUUCGUUUAUUCACUCCAGGCCCGGCCACACAUGGACAUCUCUGCUUAUCCCACGGAAGAAAACCACUCUUGCGAUGCCUGCAGACGAUCUGGCCACCCGGCUUCUGCAGACAUGAGGCUUUUCGGGAAGCCAUACUCGCUGCAAACUCUAGAGCCUCUGAACGACGAUGAUGACAGUGAUUCUAACGAUGAUUCCAACAAGAGCACCAACGAUGGAAACGAUCGGGACCGCAAUGGUCAUGUCAUUCCCGAUGAGCACGUCCAUUUCUACCUGGGAAAGCAAUGCAAAUCCCGAGCUGUGCUCGCUCACACGCUCACACAUUGGCGCCACCACCUAAAUGAAUGGGUCAUUGAUCACCUUGAUCGCAUUGGCCUCAUGGAUGACGACGAGGUUCUGAAACGCAACAACCUGAGCAUCAAGCGCAGGACUCGGCAUGCAAAUCAGGUCCUUGACAGGAUGGUCUUCACUGGUGAAGUUGACAAAUUGUGGCGUGACUUCCAUCUCAAUCUCAAGUCUGCCCGUGAGAAAGAGUCCAUCUAUGGCUAA